UCUAGCGAAAUAUAACAAAUUUAGGGUACGGCAAUUACUUACUUGACGUGGUCCGAUUUAUAGUGGAAUAGAUAGUAAACAUAAACAAACACUGGAAGUGGUUUAGGCGAUUUACGGAAAGCUUGAAAAUGAACAUAAAUUAUCACCAGGACACAACCAAAGUAGGAAAAACAAAUACUUGAAGUGGUUUAGGCGAUUUACCGCAAACUUCAACGUGAACAUAAACUAUCAACAGGACUAAAGCAUAAAACUGUCAGUGACUAGUUUCAGAUUUGCUUCAAUACAUACGCAGAAAACUCAACGCUUAUUUCGAAUAAUUAGAUUCACAAAAUUAGAGAGAACGCGUAUAUAACUAAAACUGGAUAUAAACAAAAGACUUAUAUGGGAAUACUACUGGGCAUCAAACUGUACAAAAACACACUUUGAUUAGUCUUUAAUAAAAAUAUACUUUGAAAGCAUAGCUAUUUACAGAUAUUGAUAAAAAGCGUAACCAUGGCGACAGAAGAACCUCGAAAUUUCGAAACUUGGGACUGGGUCCUGUUUGGCCUGAUGUUAGCGGUCUCAGCGGGGAUCGGGAUCUUCUACGCCGUCAAAGAAUAUUUCAACAAGAACUCCAACUCGUCAGAAUUCCUUAUGGGAGGUCGCAACAUGCAACUCCUCCCCGUGGCAAUCAGCAUCCUGGUGUCCUUUAUGUCGGCGAUUCUGAUCCUGGGGACCCCUGCUGAGAUGUACACCGCGGGGACGCUGUAUUUCAUGUACCUUAUUGGUAUGGUUCUGGCCAUCAUAAUGUCCGCGUUGAUCUUCGUGCCUCUGUUGUACCCUCUGCGACUGACCAGCAGCUUUGAGUAUCUGGAGUUGCGGUUUAAUUCGAAGGUGGCCAAGCUGACAGGAACCAUUAUUAUGAUUAUUCAACAGAUUCUAUACAUGGGGAUCGCCUCUUAUGCCCCUUCGACAGCUUUAGAAGCAGUGACAGGGUUCCCAACAUGGGCGACUAUUAUCACGGUUGGAUGCGUGUCAACGUUCUAUACUUUCUUGGGAGGAAUGAAGGCCGUUGUCUGGACCGACGUCUUUCAGUCUGUGAUAAUGGUAGCAGGUCUCCUAGCCAUAGUAAUACAAGGUACACUUAAAGUAGGUGGCUUGGAUACAGUGUGGAGUAUCAAUGAAGACUGGCACAGGAUCGAGUUCUGGGAUGCCAAUUUUGACCCCACGGUACGUCAUUCUAUUUGGUCGCUUGUGAUCGGGGGAGCUGUCGGCUGGAUGAGCACCUACGGCUGUAACCAAGCCAGUGUUCAACGAUACUGUGCGGUCGCAACACUAAAAGAGUCUAGAUGCUCGGUUUUACUGAACAUUGCCGGAGUAAUCAUUUUGAUGACAGUCACGUCCUUAGCUGGCGUUGUGAUGUUUGCCUACUACGCACAGAAGGGAUGUGAUCCUCUGUCCAACAACCAAGUGGACAACUCCAAUCAACUCGUUCCAUAUUUUGUGAUGGAGGUUUUAGGGUACCCCGGACUGCCGGGGUUGUUUGUGUCUUGUCUGUUCAGUGGGGCUCUUAGCACGAUGUCUUCGUGCCUCAACGCUUUAUCCGCAGUCACAUGGGAAGAUAUAUUCAAGCCGCUGAUUGGCCACAGGACAUCCGAAACCGCCAAAACAUGGAUCAUCAAGUUGCUUGUGCUUGUAUACGGUGCUGCUGGCGUUGGGUUUGCUUUUAUUGCCAAGACAUUAGGGGGAACCGUACUUCAGGCAUCCCUUAGCUUCACAGGAGCAGCCUCAGGACCUUUGCUUGGAAUUUUUCUCCUAGGGGGGCUCUUCCCGUGGGCUAACUGGUUGGGUUGCUUCGUAGGAGGUUUUGCAGGUCUAGCGCUUCCCUUUUGGAUUAGCAUCGGCGCCUACAACCUUCCGAGCAGUGGCUAUAAGCUGGACUUUCCCACUGAUAACUGUACAGUGGACGAAAUAAUGCUGAAUUCGACGACGACAAUCAAACCGGUUGAAGAGUUGUCAGGCAUUCAACUUCUGUACACGGUCUCCUAUCUUUGGUAUCCCAGCAUUGGCGUUGCUACAGUGAUCAUCGUUGGUUUAUUCGUCAGCUUAAUAUCAGGCUGGGAAAAAGAGGAGGUGGAUCCAAAGUACUUGAUUCCGUUCUUCGACCGCCUUGCCUGCUGUGUGCCGGAAAGUUGGAGAAGACCUUGUCGCUGUGGAUACCAGUAUAAAGAUCCUGAGACGCUUGUACAUGAGUUACAAGACCAAGAAAUCGCCAUAACUAAGAGUGACCUUGACCUUGAUCAGAAAUCCACCACACCAACAUCGUUCUCACAGCCUCCACCUUAUACCAAAGAUAACGUGAUGAUACUUGCUUACAAACCGUCCACACAGGCCGCCUUCGUCUACAACAACAGCCACUUCGUGCCGGAUACUGACAACGAGAAGAGCGGGGAUAGUUUAAACAGUCCCCCACCGUAUUAACUAUAAUUAGUUUUGGAUACAGUUUGUCUAAUGUUCCUGGGACCUUAUUCAAUACAAUUUCUAUCUUUGUCCUAG
Molecule: messenger RNA, 2535 nt
Organism: Mya arenaria
Lineage: Eukaryota; Metazoa; Mollusca; Bivalvia; Myida; Myidae
Product: sodium-coupled monocarboxylate transporter 1-like
Exons: 14
Coding region: 493-2460 (655 amino acids)
Biological process (GO): transmembrane transport; sodium ion transport
Cellular component (GO): membrane
Molecular function (GO): symporter activity
Source: RefSeq, a predicted model, not a curated record